Pyrus x bretschneideri (Chinese white pear) is the source of this 1669-nucleotide messenger RNA. RefSeq names its product membrane-associated kinase regulator 5-like. The transcript has 3 exons. Gene Ontology annotation, cellular component: plasma membrane. The record is from RefSeq and is a predicted model, not a curated record. NCBI's taxonomy places the organism in Eukaryota, Viridiplantae, Streptophyta, Magnoliopsida, Rosales, Rosaceae. Bases 254 to 1291 code for a protein of 345 amino acids.
AAAGCAAAAGAAAAGCUUGUUAAAAGCUUGUUUUCCCUCUCUCUCUCUCCCCCCUCUGUUUUCGAUGCUGCAGACGUAACGCCAUAAAACGAAGUGAAAUUUUCGAUAAAUCUCCUGUUUGUUUCACUCAUUUCCUCACGUUACUCCCUCCUGUCACUCCUUCCUCGUAUAAAACCCCUCAAAACCCCGCCGUUUCCUUAACCCCUCUCCACUCCCUCCUCCCAACUCCCUCCCUUCUCUCUCCUCCAUAGCCAUGGCAACUUUGUACUUCCUCAAGUUCUGGAAGCCCAAUUCCUCCACCGGCACACCUUCAAAUCCUUCCGUUGCAAAAGACAACGAGGUCGAAGAGGAAGAGGAAGAUUCUUUCUUCGACUUGGAAUUAAGUUUUGAUAUCAUCCAAAGUUCACAAGAAAACAACAUCCUCGACUCCAAACCAAAACCAAACACCUCCGACAAAACGGCCGGCGGCAAACCAACCCUUUCUCUGUCCGCUUCCGAUCCCAUUUCCAAAAGAAAAAUCCUCCCUAUUGAGCCAGUUUCCAGGCCUCCUCAGUCACCCAUCGCUCUCCUAAAAUCCGCCCCAAAGUUCGGAGCUUUAAAGUUCAAAAAUCCCAGACAGAAAACAGAUCAAAAAACAGGGGAAAAAGCUGAGUCCGAGGUUUCGAUGGAGUCCCAGAAGCAGAAAAUCAAAGGAGUAAUUGCGAAACAGCUCGCCGGAGAAGAAGCUCAAAACCCACCUAAGCUCACCCGAGAAAACAGCUCCAGGAGAAACGGAAUGGGAUUGCAGAAUCUGAAGCCGGAAGACUCGAAAACAGAGAGAUUUUCUAAGGAUGUUCUGCAGAAGUACCUUAAUCUAAUCAAACCUCUGUACUCCAAGGUUUCCAGGAGGUCUACUGAGAAGGUGAAGCCUGCCGGAGACUCACCGACGGCGUCUCCGGCGAUGCCGAUAUUCUCUAUGUGUUCGCCGAAGAAGGACAAGCAGGGGAACUUUCCGGCGGGAUUUAGAGUUGUCUGUAAGAACUUGGGGAAGAGCAAGUCUGCCACGGUGAUGGUGGCGCCGCCGGUGCAACGGAGGGACGAUUCCUUGCUGCUGCACAACGAUGGGAUUCAGAGCGCCAUUCUACAUUGCAAGAGAUCGUUCAGUUCUAGAGAUUCUUUGUCUUCACUGUCGCGAUCAACCAGUGAUUCUUCCUCCAUGAGAUCAUAUUCUACUGAUUCUUCUCUGUUAUCACGGAUUGCAAGUGAUUCCCAUGAAAAAUCCGCGAGAAUGUCGAUCGAAGAAGAAAUUUGAAGCUCUGUUCGUCGGAUUUUAAUGGAUAAAACGCGGGAAAAACAGAGGAACUUUAUGACCCUCUGUUAUUUUCUGUGUUUUCUGUAAAAACAAAGGAAGAAACGAAAACGAAAAUAUGAGGUUAGGUUAGGGUUGUUUUGGUAUUUUAACUACAAGCGUUUGAGCUAUGAUGGCCGGUGAGCACAGCAUAUAGGGUUCACCUGUUGUUGUCUGUACAGUGACGUGUCAUGAUCUGAGAAUUUUAGGGAUCCUUUUUGGUUUAGGGUUUUUUACACUGAAGCAAGCAGCAUCAUGUUGCUUUUGAAUUGAAUUUGUGAGAGAAAAUGGUGUUUUAAAUCAAUCAGAAAGAUAUGUGACAUUGUCUUCUGGGUUGAGAGA